Molecule: messenger RNA, 1163 nt
Organism: Trichobilharzia regenti
Lineage: Eukaryota; Metazoa; Platyhelminthes; Trematoda; Strigeidida; Schistosomatidae
Source: the annotation of a GenBank genome assembly
CACUCCACUGACUUGGAUUAUUACAUUCAUAUUUGGAAUGUUAGUGAACUCUGAUAUUAGUCUCCUACAAAAGAAAAGAAAUUUCGCUAAUACAGGUAGAUAUGAGAACGGUUUUCCGGAUAUUCCAGUGGUUAUUUAGAAGUGGUCAGAGUGUCUGAAAUACAACGGAGCCCUUCAAAAUCAUAUAUUGGUUAUAGAAACUUUGAACCAAAUAUGACUUUUUGACGAUAAACAGAAAGUGGGACUUAAGAAUAAGGUACUUUAGGUUUAUUUAUGGUACUAGUUAAAGGUUACGAAUUUCUGACUGGUUUUCAAAAGCAGCAUUCCCUUGUUUGAUUUCAUCCAAGACAUUUGCGAGCUUUUAUGAAGUCACUAAUUGACAUGUUGGACUGAGUGUUCAUUUUGCACGAUCUUGUUCUUUAAAGUGAAGUUUCAACUGUAUGGCCUAGCUUCCUCCCGCUGUCUGCAGAUAAAUAGACACUGCAGUGUUUGGUCAAAAAUGUGAUGGAAAUUUGUCAUAAUUUAUUUGCAUCUAUUGUGUGCUCACUUUAUAACUAGUGCCCUAGAAUUAAAUACACAUGGCUGUUGAUAAGACUGAUUCAUAUGAAUGGACCUGUGAAUCGGAAAUUCAACUUUUCCGAGGAUUAAUCAAGCACAAACCCGUUGGUGUAUUCCGUCACUUCCAGAUGAUGUGCUUGUGCAAUUUUCUGAAUUCAGUUCUUCGUGAACCAGUCACUCCUGAUAUUAUUUGGAGAAAGCUGGAUACACUAUACAAUAUGGAAGAACUGCAUGAAUCUGAAGUUAACCCUUUUCAAGGUAAAAUGAGGGAAUUCAGCCUAUCCGAAGAGUUUGAUUCCUUGAAAGAAUUGGAGUUUCCUCGUGUUGCUCCGCGAAGCGAUACAGCUACACCCAAAUCUUCAGUUGUAGAUACUUCUAAUCGAAAACGAACAAGAAAGUCGGUACGCUGGGCUGACGUUCUUACAACUUCAGAUAAUAUGGUUCAAACACCGACCACUUCAACGGUCACUACCGAUGCAGGUGUUGGCAGUUCUUCACGCAAAAGGCGGCGCUGACAUUUUGUGUAUGCUGGUCGCGAAUUCAAACAUCUUUGUUGUAUCUCAUGGAUUCAGCAUUUUUCAUUAUAUUUGUGUCAUACUCAAGUG